Messenger RNA from Paramecium sonneborni, 1065 nucleotides. The record is from the annotation of a GenBank genome assembly. Lineage: Eukaryota; Ciliophora; Oligohymenophorea; Peniculida; Parameciidae.
AUGUUGUUUAAUUCCACACUCUCAUCAAUCCAUCAGAAUAUGCACUUCAUAUUUUAUAAUAAGUAGGAUAACAUUUCAAAUCGUUUACAUUUAGUCAAACUAUUACUGAAUUUUUAGAUGUAUUAUAGCUUUGUAAAUAUAGAUUGAAUGAAGAUAGCAAUUUCUAACAACUUAGAUUAUAGUGUCCAGGAAUUCCAUUAAUUUAAUUAUAAAUAACAGAUUAUGCCACUAGUCCAAAAGAAUAAUUAAAUUUUUCAUAUGUUGAAAAUAAUAAAUUUAAAUUAAAAACAAUUCAAAAAAAUCUAAUAAUACUAAUUUAGCCUCAAAAUCAAAUCGAAUUCAAAAUUAACACCAAUAAAGUAACAUACCAAUGAUUAAUCAAAAGAAAGAUAGAAAUAAUGAAAGUAUAUCACAAAAAAGAGAGAAAAAAAGUUUAUAAUAAAAAAGAGAUAAUCUAAUGAUUCAAGAAAUUAACUAUAUGGAUAAAGGAAUAUAUGUUAAUAUGGAAUUUUAAUCAAAUCAGUUUAAAAAUAAUGCAAAUGUAUAAUUGAGAGACAUUGAAGAGUUUUCACCUUUAUAAGAUGUGUUAAUAAUAAUGAGGAAUGAAGGAGAUUCAAGUGCUUCUUCAAUAACUAAACGGAAGAGUAUGAGUUAAAAUAAUAAGAAAUAACAAUUAAAUAUUCCUAAUUAAUUUAUAAAUAAUCAAACUUAACUUUAUAUUAGGCAUCCAAAUUAAAAUCCUAAAAUAAGACAACUUUUUCAGAUCAACAGUAAAUUUAAUAAAAUGGAAAUUUAGGAUUGGGGUUGUUACCUACAAGUGCAUUUUCAUUUUAUUAAGAAUUGUUUAAAGAGAAGCAAAAAUUGCAAUUAAAAAUUAUACAACAAUUAAGGAUUAAGGAAUAUAAAAUAGUUACAAAAGAAAAAUAGAGGGUAAACAUUUACAAAUUCCAAUAUAUUAAAAAUGAAUAUCUAAUAAACUUAUAAUAUCAUUUAAAGAUUUGGUUAAUAGCCAUAACUACCAACACUCCAUUUACCAUAUUCUUUGACUUCAGGAGCUUUUUCUGA